Molecule: messenger RNA, 1884 nt
Organism: Cottoperca gobio
Lineage: Eukaryota; Metazoa; Chordata; Actinopteri; Perciformes; Bovichtidae
Gene: adamtsl7
Product: ADAMTS-like 7
Exons: 12
Coding region: 1-1884 (627 amino acids)
Biological process (GO): extracellular matrix organization; proteolysis
Cellular component (GO): extracellular matrix
Molecular function (GO): metalloendopeptidase activity
Source: RefSeq, a predicted model, not a curated record
AUGGCUGGAUUGUGGCAGCAGCUCAGCUCCCUGUGGCAGGGUCGAGCUCUGGUUCUCCUCCACCUCAUCGGUCUUCUUUACCCACCCUCGGGUGCUCUUACCUGGGAUACCCAAGCCAGGCCACCCCCUCUGAAGGAGUUUCAGGUGGUGAAGGGGAAUUUCUCCAGAAGUUUCCUUCAUGUUGGCUACCAUAAGAUUACAGAGAUUCCUGCAGGAGCAUGCAACAUCAGCAUACAGGAGACAAUAAAGGGCCGAAACUACCUGGCUGUGCAGACCCAAAGUGGUGUCUCCAUCAUCAAUGGCAACUGGGUGAUUGACAGGCCAGGGAUCUUCACUGCUGUGGGAACACAGCUGACGUACCAGAGACCCAAUGAAAUCCGCUCUCGCAAUGGAGAGUCCAUCACUGCACCAGGGCCGCUGACUGAGGACUUGCAUGUUUUUUUGAUCUACCAGCAACCAGGUCCCAAAGUAUACUAUGAAUACGUUGUGCUUUUACAAAACAUACAACCCACUCCUGAGCCAGAUACACCUUCUGAUAUUCUGCCCCUGGCCGAGACAGCAGGCACAUCCCACUCAGGUGAGAAGGACCACCAGGAAGACCUGUCCAACAAUGACAUCAUCAAAGAGAAACCCCACCCUAACCAGGUUCCCUCUGAGCCCAGCGUGAACGCUGACCCUCGGCCCACCUACACCUGGACAAACAGUGGCCACACAGAGUGCAGCUCGACCUGUGGAACUGAUUCUCAGGCGACUGUUCCUGCUGACCUCUGCGACCCUGCCCUUCAACCAACAAACCAGGAAGAAGACUGCAAUACCCAGUUCUGUCCUGCAUACUUUGAUUUUGGGGAGUGGUCAGAGUGCAGCAGGAGGUGUGGACCCGGCACUCAGCACCGCCAGGUCAUCUGCCGCCACGUCACUCACGUUCAUGCCAACGGGACGGAGACCUCGGUUACUGUGGCACAAGAGCUGUGUGGGUCGUCUGAUAGGCCGGUGACCAAGUCUACAUGUCAGCUGAAGAUUUGCAGCCAGUGGGAGAUACGAUCUGAGUGGAGCCCGUGUUCAGUGCCAUGUGGGGUGGGCCAGCGCAGCAGGAAGGUGGUGUGUGUGAGCAACCAGGGUGAUGUGGAGGAGGAUGAGGAGUGCAACAUGAACCUAAAGCCAGACACACUUCAGAACUGUGACAUGGGAGCGUGUGCACGCAGCUGGUUCACCUCCCUCUGGAGCCAACGGUGUUCUGCAGAGUGUGGUCGAGGUGAUCGAACACGGGCGGCAGUGUGCCUGAUAGAUCAUGUGACUGAUCUCCCAUUGGACAGCUGCGAAGGUGAACGCCCACCCGAAGUGUCAUUGUGUGACUCAGGCCCCUGCCAGAACCGCCUGGAGUGGUUCACUGGACCCUGGGGUCAGUGUUCUGCAGAGUGCGGGAAUGGCACACAGACCCGGAGUGUAGCUUGUAUUUUCAACAACGAUAGUAGUAUGGAGGUUGCGGACCAGAUCAAAUGUUCCAGUCUCUCUCAGCCAAUCACAGCUCAGCCCUGCAGCCUGAAGCCAUGCGGCGUCCAGUGGUAUGUCACAGAGUGGAGUGCGUGUUCAAGCUCCUGCUACGGUGGCUACCGUGUGCGUGAGGUGCGUUGCCUUGCCGACAACAUUUCCCCAAGCGAGCGCUGUGACCCCAGUUUGACCCCAGAGAGCCGAGAAGAAUGCAACAAACAUCCUUGCGUAGCUGAGAUAAAUCCAUCAUGCAGCGACCAGUAUCAUAACUGUGUGGUGGUGGUUCAAGCCCGACUCUGUGUGUACCCUUACUACAGAAGUGUCUGCUGCACCUCCUGCUCCCGUACCCAGAAAACAUACCCCAACUCCUUUCAAAAGAACCACAUCCGCAGGUGA